Messenger RNA from Solanum tuberosum (potato), 1961 nucleotides. Its product is annotated as CBL-interacting serine/threonine-protein kinase 7. Gene Ontology annotation, biological process: protein phosphorylation; signal transduction. Gene Ontology annotation, molecular function: ATP binding; protein serine/threonine kinase activity. Lineage: Eukaryota; Viridiplantae; Streptophyta; Magnoliopsida; Solanales; Solanaceae. The record is from RefSeq and is a predicted model, not a curated record.
UCAUUAUUAUAUAACGAUGAAAAUGUUCAUUUUACGUAACGAUCGACUUGAAUACCAAGCAAAGUAAAACAACUGAGGUCCAGCCAAGCCUCUCACUCAAAGUGAUCAUUUCCUCCUAUAUAACCACCCAUUUCCCCCCUCCUCCUCCUCCAUCCGCGAUCGCAAGCAUGGAGGCGAAAUGCACCCAACCACCCUCCUCCGCCACGAGAAUCAGACGAACCACCAGCACCAACGGAAGUGGAGCCGGAAACGGACCCAUCAUUCUCGGCAAGUACCAACUUGGCCGUUUUUUAGGCCGUGGUAGCUUUGCUAAAGUCUACCACGGCCUUUGUUUAGACGAUAACACAAAUAUCGCCAUCAAAGUUAUCGAUAAAAAAUCGAUCAUUGGCACCGAUGUCUCAAUGGAGCCCCGAAUCAUACGUGAAAUCUCCGCCAUGUCCCGUCUUAAUCAUCCCAACAUAAUAAAACUCAAUGAAGUAAUGGCUACGAAAUCCAAAAUCUACCUUGUCAUGGAGAUCGCCUCCAGAGGCGAUCUCCAUGCUAAGCUUAUCCGUCAUGGACGGUUCUCUGAUUCCACUGCUCGUUUCUACUUCCACCAAUUAGUCUCCGCUCUCCAUUACUGCCAUCAAAAUGGCGUUACUCAUCGCGAUAUCAAACCUCAAAACAUUCUUCUUGAUCAAAAUAACAACCUCAAAAUCUCCGAUUUCGGGCUCUCCGCCUUGCCUGAACAGCUGAAAAACGGUCUCCUUCAUACAGCUUGCGGUACACCAGGUUAUACAGCUCCAGAGGUAGCAUACAGAAAGGGAUACAAUGGCGAAAAGGCGGAUUCAUGGUCUUGUGGGGUAAUUCUAUUUGCAUUUCUAUCUGGAUAUCUUCCAUUUGAUUCUGGCAAUUUAUCAAACAUGUACCGUGCAAUACAUCGUCGCGAUUUUCGAUUCCCUAAUUGGGUUUCAAAAUCAGCUCGGAGUGUAAUUAACAAGUUACUCGAUCCAAAUCCGAGUACUAGAUUAAGUAUUGAGCAACUAAUGAAGCUUUCAUGGUUUAAGAAAUCGAAUCAACAACAAAAAUCAAGCGAUUGUGUGUUCGAAAAAAAUCGUACAAAUUUGGGCGGGAUAAAUGCAUUUGACAUAAUAUCAAUGUCAUCAGGGUUGAAUUUAUCGAGGUUAUUCGAGAGCGAUUUGAGCAAGAGAGAGAUGAAGUUUACGACGAAUACUCGAAUUGAGGAGGUUGAAGAGAAGGUGAUGAAAAUUGGAGAAGAAGGAGGGUAUAGAGUUGAAAGAGGGAAGGGAAAGGGAAUUGAGUUGGUUAAAGGGAGAGUUGUUUUAAUGGUGGAAAUUUUGGAGGUGGCAAUGGAGUUGUUGUUGGUUGAAGUUAAGGUUGUUAAUAAUGGAGGAUUGGAAUUUGAUGAUUCUCAAUGGGAGGAAUUGAAAUUCGGGAUGAAUGAUAUUGUAGUUUCAUGGUACAAUGACGAGUCUUGAUGGGAAAGGUGGAGGACUCUUAACGAAAUUCACUAGUUUUGAUUCAAUUAAUCUAAAUUCAUAUUACGUUAAGGUUCAGUAUAGUAGAGGAGGUUUAUGAUGAAUUCACCUCACAUAGGGUACAUUAAGUGGGGAAGCGCUUCUUACGAGUUCUUGUUUCUUCAUUCUUAGAGCUUGAAAUCGAUCCAUUAUGAGGUAUUUCCUACGAGUUCCUUCGUUCCUAGAGCUUGACACUAGUCCACUAUAUAUAGUAGGAAAUGUUUCCUACGAGUUUCUUCAUUCUUCGAGCUUAAUAUUGAUCCAUUAUAUUGGGAAGUGCUUCUUAUGACUUUCUUCAUUUUUAGAUCUUGACGCUCAAUCCACUAUAGCAGAAGACGCUUCUUACGAGUUUGCUCUCUGAUAUUUUUGAAUGUAUAGGCAUGUUGUUCUUGUUGGUUGUUAAGAUUUUUUAUUUAUUUUUGAAUAAUAUUUUGUAAAUAAAAU